Molecule: messenger RNA, 1534 nt
Organism: Microtus oregoni (creeping vole)
Lineage: Eukaryota; Metazoa; Chordata; Mammalia; Rodentia; Cricetidae
Gene: Rbfa
Product: ribosome binding factor A
Exons: 6
Coding region: 115-1173 (352 amino acids)
Biological process (GO): rRNA processing
Source: RefSeq, a predicted model, not a curated record
CAGGCGACUGAGGCGUACCCCGUGCCCAGUGGCGGUCGCGUCUAUAGUCGUCUCAGGCUCACAAGCCCGUCGGUCCUGCGCCCACUCGUGUUUGCGGGCCGCGCGCUCGGAGGGAUGUGGGCCGGAGCCGCGGGACUGAGGGGCUCCUGCGCGCGGCUGCAGACCCUGCGGGGCGGCCAUGGGGCCGCGCUUCUUUCCGGCGGCGCGCAGGCCCUGCACACCUCGGUCGUUUCCUGCGGCAGCAAGAACUUGCUCAAGAAAUUUGCCUCGAAAACCAGAAAGAAGUUUUGGUAUGAAGGUCCGUCCCUGGGGUCUCACUUGACUCAGAAACCAUCCAAGUUUGAGUUCCUCACGAAGAGCACCCUACGGAAGGCCAGGAAAGAAGACACCAUCCGUCUAAGAGCCCUGAACGGUCUUCUCUACAAAGCAGUGACGGAAUUGCUGUGCACUCCGGAAGUGAGCCAGGAGGUCUACGACCUGAAUGUGGAGGUCUCCAAGGUCUCUGUGACUUCAGACUUCUCAGCCUGCCGAGUGUACUGGAAGAUAGGUGUCUCUGCAGACCAGAACAGGCACACGGAGGCCGUCCUGCAGAGGAGUGCUGCCUACAUAAGACACCUUCUGAUGUCUCAGCAGACCCUGAGAAAUGUUCCACCCAUAGUGUUUAUUCAAGACAAAAAAGAUAUAGUUCUGGCUGAGGUAGAUCGCUUACUGGCAGUGGCUGACUUUGGACCCCCAGAGGAAAGGGACGACUUGGCACAAGACGGUUUGAGGAGUCCUGAAGGCCUGUCAUCACACGAUGCCCUGGAACCAGCCACACCCCCAAAUCUGUGCGGGAUUGACCACGAGGCCUUGACUAAGCAAAUAAUGGAGUACAAGCGCAAGAAGGAGAAAGGACUCCUUCCGUGUAUGAGCCUGGUGCAACCGUCAGGGCGGGAGCCGCUGCCUGACGUGACUCAUCUGCUGCGAAGGAGAAAGAAGACAUCAUCCCGCCGGCACUGGGACACUUCCCCCAGAAGCGUCAGUUUGGGUGAGGACGAGGAUGAGGACGAGGACAGCAGCAGCACAGAGUUUGAGUGCCAAGGCCACGAGGCAGAAGAGGAGUGGGAAGCAGAGGCUAGAAGUGAUGGGGUGCAGCAGGGGCUCCAUGGCCAAAGAGAACAGGGGCAGGGGUGAGGCCUUGGUGCUGGCUGCCCCUGCCCCUCAGAGUGUGGUCUGCACUUCAGAGACGGCUGGUGAAGGAGGUCUAGGCCAUUCUCAUGCUGUUUGUCAUUCAGCUAGCUGAGCAAUUCCUAUCCUCACUGGUUUUUCUUCAUCAUUCAUGUGUAACUAAAAUAAAUGACAUCCCUGAGAGACUCACAGAUGUGCUACAUCUUCCCUCACAGUCGCUGGCACAGGCAGCCCGGCCUCCGUAGCAGGAGAGUUAAGCGCAGAACCCCUAGGCCUGCACCUGCAGACCUCCACAGCCCAUUAUUAGUGCUUGGUCCCUGUCCCUGGAUGACUUCUCUUUAAUAAAGUAUCUUGUAUUUUUUGAGAA